Molecule: messenger RNA, 3465 nt
Organism: Loxodonta africana (African savanna elephant)
Lineage: Eukaryota; Metazoa; Chordata; Mammalia; Proboscidea; Elephantidae
Gene: ROBO4
Product: roundabout guidance receptor 4
Exons: 16
Coding region: 36-2603 (855 amino acids)
Biological process (GO): cell-cell adhesion
Molecular function (GO): protein binding
Source: RefSeq, a predicted model, not a curated record
UCCUCCGGAAGGAUUUCCAGGUCCAGCCUCAGGACAUGGUGGCCAUGGUGGGCGAGCAGAUUGUUCUGGAGUGUGGACCACCCUGGGGCCUCCCAGAGCCCACAGUCUCAUGGUGGAAGGAUGGGAAACCCCUGGACCUACAGCCAGGUCAGCACACGAUGUUCAGCGGUUCCCUGCUGGUGGCAAGAGCAGAGAAGAGCGACUCAGGGACCUAUAUGUGUGUGGCCGCCAACAAUGUCGGGCAGCGGGAGAGCCGGGCAGCCAGGGUGUCUGUCCUGGAUCCCCUGGACCACAAGAAGCCCCUAGAACUCCCGGCUAUGCGCAUUCAGCUGGAAAAUGUGACCCUGCUGAACCGUGACCCUGUGAAAGGCCCCAAGCCUGGGCCUGCAGUGUGGCUCAGCUGGAAGGCGAGCGGCCCUUCUGCACUUGCUCAGUCCUACACAGCCUUGUUCAGGGCCCAGCCUGCCCCGGGAGGCCAGGCAGCUCCAUGGGCAGAGGUCCUGCUGGCGGGCCGGCAGAGCGCAGAGCUUGGGGGCCUCCACUGGGGCCAAGACUACGAGUUCAAAGUGAGACCAUCCUCCGGCCAGGUUCAAGGCCCCGACAGCAACGUGUUACUUCUGAGGCUGCCAGAACAAGUGCCCAGUGCCCCUCCCCAGGAGGUGACCCUGAAAUCCAGUAAUGGCAGCGUCCUUGUGAACUGGGUCCCACCACCGGCAGAAAACCACAACGGCAUCAUCCGUGGCUACCAGGUCUGGAGCUUGGGCAACACCUCACUGCCACCAGCCAACUGGACCGUGGCAGGCGAGCAGACCCAGCUAGAGAUCAUCACCCACAUGUCAGGGUCCUACUGUGUACAAGUGGCUGCAGUCACUGGCGCUGGGGCCGGAGAGCCCAGUAGUCCUGUCUGCCUCCUUUUAGAGCAGGCCAUGGAGCGAGCUGCCAGAGAGCCCAGUGACCACGGUCCCUGGACCCUAGAGCAGCUGAGGGCCACUCUGAGGCGGCCAGAAGUCAUCGCCAGUGCAGGGGUCAUGCUCUGGUUGCUGCUGCUGGGCACUGCUGUGUGUGUUCACUACAGACGCCGAACUGGGAUGCACCUGGGCCCAGGUCUAUACCGAUACACCAGUGAGGAUGCCAUCCUAAAACACAGAAUGGAUCACAGUGACUCCCCCUGGCUGGCAGACACUUGGCGUUCCACCUCUGGCUCUCGGGACCUGAGCAGCAGCAGCAGCCUCAGCAGCCGUCUGGGAGUUGACCCCCGGGACCCCCUAGACUGCCGUUGCUCCUUAAUCUCCUGGGACCCCCGAAGCCCCGGAGUGCCCCUGCUUCCGGACACCAGCACUUUUUAUGGCUCCCUCAUUGCUGAGCUGCCCUCCAGUUCCCCAGCCCGGCCAAGUCCCAAGGUCCCAGCUGUCAGGUGCAGCCCGCCCCAGCUGGCCUGGCUCUCCAGCCACUGCCCCAGUUCAGACAGCCUCUGCAGCCGCAGGGGACUCUCUUCUCCUCGCUUGUCUUUGGCCCCUGCAGAGGUCUGGAAGGCCAAAAAGAAGCAGGAGUUGCACCAGGCCAACAGCUCCCCACUGCUCCGGGCCAGCCGCCCCAUGGAGCUCUGGACCUGGGAGUUGGGGGGUAGAGACUCCAAGAACAUUUCCCAAAGCCCAGGAGCUGUGCCCCGAGCUCUGGUUGCCUGGCGAGCCCUGGGACCCCAGCUUCUCAACUCCUCAAAUGAACUGGCUACUCGCCCUCUCCCCGCAAGACCACCCUCUCCUCAUGGAACUCUCACUCAGAGUCAACAGACCCAGCAGUUGGUGGAAUCCCAAGCUUCCUCCUCCCUCCCACUACCAGCAGCCCCCAUCUCUACCCUUAUCCCCUCCAGUCCCCCCAGCCCCUCCAGCCCCCGGGCGUCUUCAGUCUCUGGUCCCAGUCUGGCUUCCAGUCGAUCAUCCAGCUCUUCACUGUCAUCCCUGGGGGAAGAUCAGGACAGUGUGCUGACCCCUGAGGAGGUGGCCCUAUGCCUGGAGCUGAGUGAAGGUGAAGAGACCCCCAGGAACAGCAUCUCUCCUGUGCCACGGGCUCCUUCACCCCCUGUCACCUAUGGAUACAUCAGUGCCCCAACAGCCUCAGAGCUAGCAGACAUGGGCAGGGCUGGAGGAGGGGUAGGGUCCAAGGUGGGUGGCCUGCUGUGCCCACCUCGGCCAUGCCCCACCCCCACACCCAGCGAGGGCUCUUUGGCUAAUGGCUGGGGCUCAGCCUCUGAAGACAAUGCCCCCAGUGCCAGAGCCAGCCUCGUCAGCUCCUCCGAUGGCUCCUUCCUCGCUGAUGCUCACUUUGCCCAUGCUCUGGCAAUGGCUGUGGACAGCUUUGGCUUUGGUCUGGAGCCCAGGGAGGCAGAUUGUGUCUUCACUGAUGCCUCAUCACUGCCUUCCCCCUGGGAUGAUCUCUUCCUGACCUCAAGCCUAUCGCUGCCCAUGUGGGAGUGGAGGUCAGACUAUUCGGAGGACAUGGAGAACAUGGGAAGGGGGCUUCCUCCAUUGCCCACCAACCCCCAGGUCUCUUCCCAGAGAAGUCAGUUCGGCUAUGCUAUGCCCAAGGCCAGAGAUUCCUGCUGAACAGUGUCCUGAGACUGUCGAGCAGCACUUCAGAAACCACCCAUCCUGUCAGCCCAGAAGGCCCAGGCUGUGGGGUUUGGGUCUUGGCCUGUGCUUCUCUCUGCAGCUGAGGUCUCCCUUCCCCCCACCUCCAGGAGAGCUCUCCUUCAGGGAUUGUGAAAACCAAAGAGAGCAAAACAAAAUAAGAGCAAAGCAGACCAGGAGUUCCUGGGGAGCAAAAAGUCAUCUCCACACAAUUCGUUUGCUUUUUUUCUCUGCUCCAUCCAAUUCUGCAACCAGGUCUUUUGGCCUAAGGUGUAGCCCUUUCCUCUAAUCUCCCUACCUGCUUCGGAGUAGGGGGCCAGAGGUAUCUUCCUGGAGUACAACAGUGGUUGUCAAGAAGGAGCCUAUGCAGAAAGGAGCUUCUCAGAGCAUCUCCCCCUCAGCCUUACCAGGAUCAUUCCCAUAGAGGCAAGAACCAACACUCUCCCCAACCACACCAUGUAAGUGAAACAAAGAGGAAUGCUAUGGAGGCAGCAAGGCCCUACCUCCCUGCCAAGACAAGGAUUCAACACUGGUGCUGGGGAGAGAGCUGAAGAAGGGGUGGAGGCAUGUGGAUGUGGGACAAAAGCACCCUCCUCAUACUGUUCUCACUAUGAUCUUAAGGAAUUUGAUAAUGUGAAACCAUAAUGACUUGAGUUCUGUGAGAUUAUUCCAUGGCGCACCAUCUUUGGGAUGACAACUCAGGACAUAAGAAGAGGUAUCUGAGUUAGAAAGGGAUCCAGCAUUCAUUGACACUCAGGGAGAGUCACUCAUUUCUGUUCUGCAAUUGAGGAGAGAACUACGUGCACCCAACAGACUCUAGGAAAGGGAGGGGUGGAAG